Messenger RNA from Trichomonas vaginalis G3, 413 nucleotides. RefSeq lists its product as uncharacterized. The record is from RefSeq and is a predicted model, not a curated record. NCBI's taxonomy places the organism in Eukaryota, Parabasalia, Trichomonadida, Trichomonadidae. The annotation marks the transcript as partial. The transcript has a single exon.
AUGGAUAGAAAAUCUGCUAGAAUAAAAGCAGAGUUAGAAAGAUAUGGUUGGAAAGUUUCGAAGAAUUUUAAAUAUAGGAAGGGAAGACCCAUAAAAGUCUAUGACAAAUUGUCUGGUCUUCGCUACGAAAUGGAAUUGGAAACAGCACGCGCAAAUUAUCCAAACAGACUAGAGAGGUUAGAAGAAGAACGUCUUAUGGACAUGCCUUUCGAUGUUUCUGAACCGCAAGUUGAAGGACACGACGGCUUUGCCAGAUUCUAUUGGAAACAUGACGAACAAUUGUAUCCUUUGAGAAGGAAAAAAGGAAAAGGUGAAGACAAACAUGCUCCCAUGGAAAGAACAAGAUAUGCAUAUGAAAAGUACCGUGAAGUUAGAAGUCAAAUUACAUCUGGUCGAACCUUUACAGUAAACUU